AUGAAGUGCCUGCUACUGCUGCUGUUGCUGCAGCGCUGUAUUCAUCUGACUAUCUGCCAAGCGGAGGACGGCUAUAGCCCAAGACUGCUGACGGCAGAGGAAAAUGCCAAUGAGAGCACCUGCGUGGAGCAGCCCACCUACAACGUCCUUCCUGCCGACUACGACAAGCUGAUGCCGCCGCUGCUGAAGGGCGUGCCGCUCAACAUCUACUUCACGCUGUGGAUCAUCUCCAUCACUGAGAUCAACGAGCUUCGACAGGACUUCACAGUCGACCUCUACCUCAGGAUGUACUGGGUGGACUUCAGGAUCAAGUACCCGGUCUGUGAGAAACGGCCUUUCAUCGUGCUCAAUCACGCGCAGUUGGAUAAAAUCUGGAUCCCUGAUAUUUUCUUCAAACAGGAGAAAAGAUCAAGUCGCCAUUUUGUGAACCGCAGAAACGCUGGACUCAAGCUGACCAAAUCAACUAACGAGGUGUUCUUUUCUGAGAGGAUUACGCUGACCACUUACUGCGCGUAUGAUUUCCGCUUUUUCCCUCUGGACCGUCAAGCCUGCGUGAUGGCCUUUGAGUCCUACAGCUUGGACGGACGCUACGCAAAUCUUUCUUUCAAGCCCCUCGCCAUCCACUUUGAUAAGUUCAAGUUCAAGAUCCCACAGUACGAGCUGAACUACGUCUCCCCUUACAGCUGCUACUAUGACUACAUGUACGAAGGAUCUUACUUCCUAAACCAGAGCUGCAUUCAGGCCAACUUCGUUUUCGAUCGUCAGUUCAGCUACUAUUUCGUACAGAUGUAUCUGCCGUCAAUACUGAUCGUCCUUGUAUCCUUUCUGAGCUUCUGGAUUCCUGUCGACAACGUCCCGGGCCGGGUCUCGCUCGGCGUUACCUCUCUGCUGACCCUCGCCACCCAGUUUACAACCAUCCAGCGUUCUCUUCCUCCAGUUUCCUACGUGAAGGCCAUGGACAUCUGGAUGUUCUUCUGCAUCGUCACCGUGUUCCUGGCGAUGGUGGAGUUCACACUCGCCUACAACUUCCGCUUCACGCUGGCCCAGGACGGCGACAGAAAGCCCAAGCCUGUGAAAGAGCCCGUCACUGUUCUGGGAAUCAACUCGAUCGCGGCGGGACUGAGACAGCCUCGGGUCGUUGUACUCACUCAGCCGGAGGAAGGCAAGACGCCGUUCGCUGUCUUGAAGCUGUCCGUCUACUGGGUCGCUGAACGUUUUGCAAAGAAAAAGGGCAACUUUAUCGACAACUUUUCAAAACUGUUGUUUCCGAUUGCUUUCUUGGUGUUCAACUUGGCCUACUGGAAUCAUUACGGGAAAGGCCAGAAAGAAGUUACAUUCUGGGGUGGCUAG
Molecule: messenger RNA, 1350 nt
Organism: Amphibalanus amphitrite
Lineage: Eukaryota; Metazoa; Arthropoda; Thecostraca; Balanomorpha; Balanidae
Product: glycine receptor subunit alphaZ1-like
Exons: 2
Coding region: 1-1350 (449 amino acids)
Biological process (GO): chloride transmembrane transport; nervous system process; chemical synaptic transmission
Cellular component (GO): neuron projection; synapse; membrane
Molecular function (GO): extracellular ligand-gated monoatomic ion channel activity; transmembrane signaling receptor activity; chloride channel activity
Source: RefSeq, a predicted model, not a curated record